This is a messenger RNA of Lindgomyces ingoldianus, 2439 nucleotides long. RefSeq lists its product as uncharacterized. Gene Ontology annotation, molecular function: DNA-binding transcription activator activity, RNA polymerase II-specific; RNA polymerase II cis-regulatory region sequence-specific DNA binding. NCBI's taxonomy places the organism in Eukaryota, Fungi, Ascomycota, Dothideomycetes, Pleosporales, Lindgomycetaceae. Gene Ontology annotation, cellular component: nucleus. Gene Ontology annotation, biological process: regulation of transcription by RNA polymerase II. The transcript has 5 exons. The record is from RefSeq and is a predicted model, not a curated record. Bases 1 to 2439 code for a protein of 812 amino acids.
AUGUUUCGAAACCGGGCCAACUCUCAGAAACCGAACGAUGAGCUGCUCGAGAACUUCAAGGCUACAUUUCCACACCUUGCGCAGACGUCGCGAGCGCAAACCAUCAAUAAUCCUCCCGGGCCGACACUCACUGAUGCUCUCGAUGUAGCACAUCAUACUCGGCAUUUCAGCGAUCAUGAAGAUAUCAAAGACCUGGACCCGACCCCGCGAGGGAACAACGAGCCGUGGAGGUUCACUCCUUCCCUCCUCGACCCGAACAGCUUCGCCUUCGCGUCAUUUGCAAACCAGCCACCUGGCUACUAUACUCCUACUCCCGGUGGCACCAAUACCCUCUACCAUAGCUCAGCUGGGGACCUGCACACUCCUGGCUUCAGCUUCGGCCUAGGAACUCCUCUGUCAUUACCUACCUCAGAAAGCGGCGUGCAUGCUGGUCAUCCGGCACCUAGUGGUCAUCUACAUGGCUUUAAUCCUCACGCUAUUGGAACUCAUCAUCACUUCCAAAACCAGAACCCUUUCGCUCUCCAACCUCAGCAUGCACCGGCCUUUGCGCCGCAUCAAUUCACCCAUGGCCCAUCCGCAUAUGAACAUGCACCACUUGCACAGACUCAUGAACACUCUCCAAUGGACAAUGUCAUGCCCGAUGUUGAGAUGCAGGUGCAGUCACCAGUAGUCGCUUUUGCACCUCAGUCUCUGGACGACAACAUUCGGCCUACCCUCACCCAACAUCCCAAUCAAAAUUUCCGAUAUCACGUUACUCUCAAUGCACCCACGGCUAUGAUCAAACAUCCCGACGAAAUCCCGGUAACGUAUCUAAACAAAGGUCAAGCAUACUCGAUCUCGUUAUUAGAUACCGCACCAAUCCAGACUUCCGCAGCACCCGUCAGGUAUCGCACUUUUAUCCGCAUAUCCUUCGAAGACGAGCAACAACGACAACGUCCCGGAGCUUGUUGGCAGCUUUGGAAAGAGGGCCGCGGGACUAACGAAGCGCACCAAAGAGGUGGCCGUCUACAGGCGGUUGAAUUCGUUGAUCCCACUCAGGUUGGCGGCAGUGAAGUCCAGGGCCGACCAAGGGUAGAGCUCGAAUGCUCCUCGUUCGAUGGUUUCGCUGUGACCUGGACACCCGUUCAUAAUUCUGCGCCUGAAUGUUCGAUCGCCGUGCGCUUCAAUUUCCUAUCGACCGAUUUCAGUCAUUCUAAAGGCGUUAAAGGCAUCCCUGUUCGUCUCUGCGCCAAAACAGAACUGCUCAUGAGCGCGGAUGAGUCCUCGCUGGAGAAGCCAAAAGCUGAACUCUGCUACUGCAAGGUGAAACUAUUUAGGGACCAUGGCGCUGAGCGAAAGCUGUCGAACGACAUUGCGCACGUGAAGAAAACAAUCGACAAGUUAAAACAGCAAAUCGCUCAGGUGGAAUCAGGCAUGAAAGAUUUCGGAAAACGAAAACGGAGUGGAUCAAUAUCGAAAGCUACAGCUAGCUCCCGACCAGGAAAGGUUCCAAAGCACAAAAGAACAUGGUCAAUGUCGUCCGCAAGCUCAGCCUCUGGGAGCCGUCCUCCAGCCGAGGAGGACCUGCAUCUCAAAUUGGCUACCCUGCAAGACAUGUUCAGCUCUACUAGGCCAGCAAGCGUGCUGUACCUGAAGGGAGAAGAGCAAGAUGAUCCGGACCUCCACCCUGUACAACUCUCCGGGACACCUCAAGACCUAGCUAAGAUCGAUACAAAUGUGGACACGACCAUGUGGGAGGGACACAGUUCGAAUACUGGCGCAACCUCUUCCAUCGUGUCUCCAACACCAAGCUCACAAUCACUCCACUCCGGGGAGCGCCGCGGCUCUGUGUUCCAGCAUCCAGCUCCCUUCAACCCACCGUCUCGGAUGUCUUCCAAUGAAUGGCGAAAUCUGCCGCAGACGGCAACCGGUGAUCUCAAAACGAUCAGUGUUCCUGCCGGCUCAGAUAUCCCAACUAAGGUGCAAAGACCCUACAGCGACGAUCAUGCCCUUUCCGGGUGGAUCGAAGCUUUGGGUGUAGAUCAGACAUAUCAACCGCCACCCGAGCCCAUGUUAAAGCCAGUUGCAUGCUUCUUCGUUCAACCCAGGGUCGCGGGUAAACAACCCGAUGACAACUAUUUUAGGGCCGUGUACCUGAUGGAACGAACCGUAAAAGCACUUGUUGUCGGAAUCGCAACAAAGAUCAAUAUUGAGCCCACAAAAGUCACCCGGACCAUUCGAGUUAAUCAAAAAGGGCUUCAAAUCCUCAUGGACGACGACGCAAUUCAGGCAAUACCCGAACAACAGGAUAUGACGGCCGAAUUUUACGAAAUCACACCCCCACAAAACCCUAUGAAGCGAGAAUGGGACGCCGGCCCCACAGAUAUUCAGGUGGAUGGCGACGUGGGCGCGAUUGAGAACGUGAACUCUACUGGCUACGAGCUCCGCCUUCUCUUCUAG